Messenger RNA from Striga hermonthica, 492 nucleotides. Lineage: Eukaryota; Viridiplantae; Streptophyta; Magnoliopsida; Lamiales; Orobanchaceae. The record is from the annotation of a GenBank genome assembly.
AUGGAAAUCACAGUACCAAAAACCCACACAAAACCCCGUCUUCCUCUUCGCAUGAAAAGCACUCCUUACAAAACUCCCCCACCUAACCCUCUAACCCAACUCCAAUUGCCUCUGCACAGACCCGAACACAAACCGCCCAAACCCAUCAGAACCGGAAACCCGAAAACCCGACCCGUCGCCACCACAUCCGACGUCUUACGCCUGAUGGACAGCCUCCGAUUCCCCGUGCCGCUCGACAUCUACGCCUUGCUCGUCGGAGAAUGCGCAGAAUCCGGCGACCCUUCAAAAGCCGUCGAGCUUCACGAUCACGUCAGAAGAAGCAGGCUCCGUUUGGGCGUAGGCAUGCUCAACCGAAUCAUGCUAAUGCACGUCUCGUGCGGGUCCCUCGCGCACGCGCGCCAGGUGUUUGACCAAAUGCUCGUUACAGAUUUCAACUCGUGGGCAGUUGUUAUCGCGGCUUGUGUCGAGAAUGGGGAAUACAGCCGAGAAUGA